Messenger RNA from Galdieria sulphuraria, 1185 nucleotides. RefSeq lists its product as uncharacterized. NCBI's taxonomy places the organism in Eukaryota, Rhodophyta, Bangiophyceae, Galdieriales, Galdieriaceae. Gene Ontology annotation, biological process: tRNA 5'-leader removal; tRNA 3'-end processing; endonucleolytic cleavage in ITS1 to separate SSU-rRNA from 5.8S rRNA and LSU-rRNA from tricistronic rRNA transcript (SSU-rRNA, 5.8S rRNA, LSU-rRNA). Gene Ontology annotation, molecular function: ribonuclease MRP activity; ribonuclease P activity. The record is from RefSeq and is a predicted model, not a curated record. Gene Ontology annotation, cellular component: multimeric ribonuclease P complex; ribonuclease MRP complex. Bases 33 to 1154 code for a protein of 373 amino acids. The transcript has 5 exons.
GUUUAAUUCGUUCCAAUCCACAAUCCUUUGCCAUGUUGCGUGUGCCGAGUCAAGUGAGACCUAAAGUUGCAGUAUCUUGCAGAGAGAACCUUCCAGAGGAUUUGAUAGAAAGACUGUUCUUUUGUAAACAGUUGGAUGUUGUUCGAGUCCUUCCUACUCAGUCCUCAACUUUUACUUCGACAGAUAUUCCCGUGUUAUUUUAUGUAUGUAAGUUGCCUUUAGAAAGUAUCAUACAACUUGAGACAUUGAAAGCAUUUGGAUUUCCUGGAAAAGAACGAAAGAGUAGUCUUAAAGGCAUUAUGUUAUUACACAGUGCUGUAGAUCGUACCAACAAUAUGUGUGUGACACCAGAUGGAUUCUUACAUUUAGUACUAGAUAAAGAAAGCUACGAACAAUUUGGUACGUUUGUUCCUUCUUGUCUUUUGAAUACUGAUUGUUUGCUUCAGAUUGAUCUUCAUCGUCUUGCAACUGGCAAGCAAAAUACUCUAAGAAGUCGUUUAGAGUGGUGUUUGAAGAAAACAGCCCAACCUGUCGAUAUGGCCAUCAGUUGUUCUAUUCCUUUGGAUCAAGUUCCUUUACAAGGCUGUCAAAAGCUAUCCGUUGAACCUACCACUUUAUUUCUUGAAGGGCAACGUGUUCCUUUGAUUCAUAAUUGGUUUGUUCGUUGGUCCAGUUAUAUUCAAAAUGGACAAGCAACAACCGAAGAAGAUAUACAUUCAGAGAUGGAAUUUUUGGUUCAGUGGAUGGGAGCCAUCGUUGCUCAAUGUCCUGCUCUGAUGGAUAUGCAAAGUGAAUUAUCAUGUGACUAUAUUUGUCCUCACUUGGAAGAAAUGUAUUCAAAGGAAUAUUUUCGAGAUGAUUCUUUAUGGACAGAAGAGAAUAUACAGCAUCAACAAUGGCAAGGUUUCAUUGGAUGUCAUGUGACGAAAGCUUUUUGUGAGUCCAUACAAAGUGAGGUUCAACAAAAUAGAGUGAAAUGGGCCAUAGUAUCCUGUUUAUCUUUUGAAGAUGUGCCCAUUAUGUAUAAAGGGAGCAAGAUAAGAGCAGCUUCACCUGCAAUGGAACAUUCGAUGGGUUUAAUCAUGGUUAUAUUGCCUAAUGGAAAAUAUUGGCUUGUCUUUCAACCAAAUACUCAAUCAGCAAGUUUAUGUUGAUUCUCUCGUCGCCAACUAAAGACAAUUGAUA